Molecule: messenger RNA, 1699 nt
Organism: Balaenoptera ricei (Rice's whale)
Lineage: Eukaryota; Metazoa; Chordata; Mammalia; Artiodactyla; Balaenopteridae
Product: centrosomal protein of 78 kDa-like
Exons: 3
Coding region: 171-485 (104 amino acids)
Cellular component (GO): centrosome
Source: RefSeq, a predicted model, not a curated record
GACAGAGCAGCCAUUGGGCGCGCUCAGUGUGGCCGCUGCGAGUGUGGGGCGAGCGUGGACCGCGGCGCGGCGGUGCGACUCCUUCCCCGGCCCUUCUCCCCGCCGCAGGCGAGGGCACCGUGUGGCGGCGGCGGGGCCAGCGAGGCCGGAGGAGGCGGCUGUGCCCGGGCAUGGUGGUCUGGGGCAACGCGGAAGGUUGUGACAGAAAUAAAGUUUACAGAAGUCGUGUUCCUGCGAUAAGAAAUAAAGAUGUGACCUUCCAGUUGUGUAAAGCUCUUAAAUGCUGUGUGAGUGCGUCGGGUGCGCUAAGGAACCUGGAGCUAAAUGGGCUAGUUCUGAGAGAGAGAGACUUAACUAUGUUAACAAGCUGCCAAGCAGUAACGGCUGUCUUUGUACUGAAUCCCGGAAGUGUCUCUGUAUCCUGGAAGUAUUGCAAUGAUCGUCUUCACACCUGCAAAAUAUUCCUGCACCGUGUACGCAAAUGAUUAUGGCUCCGCUCUCGGGCCUCAUCUGGGAGCUACUGCAUGUGAGGAUCAAAUUGAUACACAUUAGGGCAUCCUCAGCGGUCUUUGGCAAAGGCCUAUAGAUUACUUCGCUAUCCAAUUUGUUAACUGGACAGCAGAGCCUGAGUGGAAAGAACAAUGCGCUCGUCAGUUGGGAGAAGCUCCUCCAGGUAUCAACAGAUACAAGCAAGGCGAUCUCACUGUGCAGGUUGAUUAGAACUGGGUUUGUAUUUUGGACAAUAAACUCUACUUAUGAUAGUCUCCCAGUCACUAAGUAUCUCUGCUGUAAGAGGAAACUGGGGCUAUUAACUUCUCCAGAUAGAACCCGAGGGAAAAGUGAUCAUUUCUUUUCUAAGCAGAAGGGAAGGUUCUGCUCAAUAAAGAUCAGUUAAACAUCUCUGUUAAAAGACUGCUUGGAGCUGGUGCCAAAGGAAAUUCCACUGUAUUAACCCGUGCUCCCUCCAACCCUCCCCACCUCUGUAGCUUGCGCUGGGGAAAAUUGUAAGAGGACGCUGGCUGUUGUAAGCUUUAUAAGGUGACAGUCGCUCUCACAUCCGUGGCUGAAUGAUCUUUGAUGUUGAGUGACUUUUCCUGCAUUUAGCAGGGGUAUUCCCAGAGGAUGGCAGGCAAAUCAAACGCUCCUCUGAAUUCAGCUGAGCAUCAAUCAUCCUCAUGAGGGAGUAAAAAAAAGAAUAUAACAAUAGGUACCGGGAAAAAUGAUAUGGUGGUCUGAGCUAGUAAUUCCCAGGAUGCAGGAAGAGUUUUGGGGGCCCUAGAAAAUCCACUGCAUAAAGAAAACCCGCCACAAUCUCCACCAGCAUCUUAUAGUUACCACCUCAUUCUUGUCCUUUAAAAUACAGUGUGCUUGUCCUUUAAAAUACAGUGCGUCUUGUACAUUAAGAUACAGUGUGCUUUCUACUCUCUGGCUUAGACUGCAUCCUCUCAUGUAAAUUCCAUCUGUUCUUGCUUGAGGGAGGGCAGACACAACCUUGACUUUAUCCUCUUGAUGAGAGUGAUGUUUCAUGGUGUUGGGAGGAUUUUCAUUGGGUCAAUUGCCUGAUUGAGACAUAGCCUUAGUGAGGUGACAAAUAGCAGGCAUUAAUGUCUCUUUUUUAAUGGUAUGAUGAAUGGUCUAAGAGAAGGGUCAGCAAACUGUAGCCAGCCGCCUGUUUUUGUAAAUAAAUGAUUGGACCACA